CUUUCUUAAUUCUGAAUGAACUUAUUACUAUUAUAUACAUUAUUUAUUAAAUAUGCUGUUAUUCACAUUAUGAAGGAAGAGUUUCUCGCUUCAGUACUCAAAGUGAUUCUUGAUACUGCAGUUCCUGCUGAUAGUAGCAGUCUUCUUCUUUUAUUUAUUCAUGUUCCUGAUCUUUCAACUAAUCGAGAUCCCUGAAGAACAGUACUUGGAGAGGGGCUACCAAUGGGGCCCUCAAGAGAUUUUUGGCUACAAAUCUUUUAAUGAAGACAGCGAUGAAUGGUUUCGAUUUUGUCACGAUAGACCAAUUAAAAGAAGCAUAAUUGCUCUUGCUCCUGAAGGAGAUCCGACUAUAGGAAUAGUGAAGAGGAUCGUUCAACAAGAAGUCAAGAAAUUUAAUCUUACUGUGAAUACAUACGAAAACAGAGAGGUACUCUGGGAUUUGCUCAAGGAGCAAAAGGAAGGAAUCUGCUUUGGUGCAUUCUUACCUACUGCUGAUUAUCAGAGCAAUGAGUAUAAGCUACAUUUGAUAUUUAAUGAUAGAGAUUCUGUUGGUUCUUUCGACUCCAACAUUCCUGACCAAAGAGAUCCAGCGUAUAACCCCAACAAGAACAGCAUAGAUUUGGCGUCUUUUAACAAAUACAAAAAUGGAGGAUAUUCUUACAUGCAGAAUGUAUUUAGCAAUGCCAUAUUGAAGACAAUAUCCGGAGAAGAAAGCUCUAUCUCAAUGGCUAUAGUCCUUAUGAAAAGUGCAGCUAUGACGGAGAAUCUAUUCCUAGAAGGCUCUGGAGGUUUCUUUGCAUUCUGAGUUACCCUAGUUUUCCUCCCCUCAGCCUUCGCAUUGGUUUACUACACAGUUGAAGAGAAGAGGUCAAAGAUCAGAGAGCUUAUGAGUAUAAUGGGAAUGAAAGAUUCAAUCUACUGGAGCUCAUGGUUUUUGUAUUACUUCAUUGUGACAACGAUACAAUGAUUGUUUGUGACAAGUGUCCUAAUCACUGUUUUUACCCCUAUGACCCUCUUAUUUAUUUUCUUGUACUUAUGGCUCUUUGGAAUCUGGAUCUUUGGUUUCUCGGUCUUUAUUGGGUCAAUGUUUCCCUCUGGGAAAGCUGCAGCAUUUAGCGCAGUCACUUUGCUGUUUAUUAUCUCAAUGUCAACUAAAUACUACGAAACAGAACAAAUUACUGAAGUCCCAAAAAUUUUUGUUUCUUUAAUACCUCCUCUUGGAAUAAUAUUUGCCUCAAAUAAUAUUGUUACAUUGGAAUCAAAUGGAGUUGGUGUGCAAUUUUCCAACAUUGGAGAAACAAUUGAUGAUUACAAAUUAAUCACAUAUUAUUGGAUGACUCUCGUAUCUACAGUUUUAUUCACCUGAUUAGGUCUUUAUUUAGAGAAAAUUCUACCAACUUCUCCUGGAGUCAGGAAGUCGAUCUGCUUCCCAUUCAAGAAGUCAUACUGGUUUGGACACAGGAGAAGAGCUUUUAACAGGAGUCAACUGAAUAGCUCCACUCAGAGGUUGCUCAGCAGAGCUGAGCAUCAGCUGGAGUACCUACGAGAAUCUUAUUUUGAGCCUCCCACUGAAGAAGAGAUAAUGAAGAAAAACAAUGAUCAGUGCAUUCUGAUCGAGAAUUUAUUUAAAGAGUAUGGCAAUGACAAAGCAGUCCGGAAUUUAACAGCUGAGAUGUAUGAAGGCCAAAUAUUUGCUCUUCUUGGUCAUAACGGAGCAGGAAAAUCCACAAUUGUCAAUGUCUUAUCUGGUAUGGUCGCGUUUAGUCAAGGCAAUGGGUAUAUUUAUGGGCACGAUAUCCGAACAGAGAUGGGAAAUAUCCGCAAAAUUCUCAGUAUAUGUCCUCAAAAAUAGCAUUCUUUUCCCUGGAAUGACUCUGAUCGAUCACUUAUACAUCUUUGCAGAGCUGAAAGGGAAAAGCCGCUCUGAAGUUGGUUCAGAAAUCAAGGAACUACUCUAUGACUUAAGACUAGAGCCUUACAAGGAAAGAUACUGUCAAGAACUAUCUGAAGAGAUUCAACGUAAACUCUCUUUAGCAAUAUCUCUAGUAGGAGGAUCCAAAGUAGUCUUCCUUGACGAGCCUUCAAGCUGUAUGGAUCUUGGCUCUCGUAAAGAAAUGUGGGAAAUUUUACAUAAAUACAAGACUAACCGAAUAAUCAUCCUGAUUACUCAUUACAUGGAGGAAGCCGACUACCUCGGAGACAAGAUCGGUAUUAUGUCUCACGGUCAAAUGAUAUGAUCAGGAUCAGCUAGAUUCUUAAAAGGCAAGUUUGGAGAGGGGUAUAAUCUCCACUUUAUCAAAGAGCAGAGGGAUGUAAACCAACCUCUUGAAAAUUUCAUGAAAGAGCACUUUCCAUAUUCAAAGAAGGUCUCGGAGGUGAGCCAUGAGCUGGUUUAUCUCCUUCCUAAGAGAUUUGAAAGCAAUUUCCCUGAGUUUUUUCAGAAGCUCGAUGAGAAUCUUGAAACAUUGGGAGUAUCUUCAUAUGAAAUCUCAAUGACUACUCUUGAGGAAGUGUUCUUGAAAAUUGAAAAAGAGGCUGAGAGUUUACAAGAAAAUCAAGAAAUUCAUCAGGAGCUAAGUGACACUGAAUUAUAUCCAAAGGAGUAUAAUAUUAGAGAUCAGUCAACAAAAAAGAAAUGGGACACCUUCUUAUCUCACUUGGGUAUUUUAUUUUGUAAGAGACUCAAACUUACAAGUAGGAGUUUCUCUUCAAUUAUGCUGGAUAUCCUCUUACCUAUUCUGCUUGUGACUAUGGGAAUCAUGGCAUUCAACUCAAUGAAGUAUUUUGAUUCACCAGAAAGGAAGCUAGACCCUUCUUUAUUUCCCAAACCUCAGAGGAUAAUUUACAAUGACAGACUGAUCAACGGAAAUGGUAGUCCUGAUGAAAUUGUUAAACUAAUGCCAGGAUUUGGAGAGUUUAUCGCAUCUCAGCCAAUCAGGGCAUCUAUUACUGAUGAUAUUUCUACAUUAGAAAGCUUUGAUAACCAAAUAUAUCAAUUAAGGGUAGAAGAGCCAGUUGAGCCUUACAGAUAUGGAAGCUACUAUUUUCACACUCUUGACACAACAAAUAAUGUUUACAAGGUAGUUACUUUGGUGAACUCUACUAGUCAGGAUUCCUCUGUUGCCUUUACACACUUUAUGUACCAAGCUAUUCUGCGUAAGGCUUCUGGAGAUGAUAAUCUGAAGUUUACCGCCACUACCUCACCAAUGCCUAUAAAUAAGAGAUUCAAGGAGAAUUCAAAGAAGGAGAAAUCUCUGUAUAUAACCUCAACUUUGACACUUGGGAUAACUGUGAUUAUUAUAAACACUUUAAACUUCUUACUGAAGGAGAAAACAGAGAGGAUAUUCCAUUACCAAAGACUGAACGGGAUGAAUAAGGAUACAUACUGGGUAUCCAAUUUUAUCUUCGAUACAGCAAAGAUAUACACUGCUUUCGCACUGAUAUAUACCCUGUUUAAGGCCUUUAGCUUGCAAAUAGACUAUAUAGGAGUCUUACUGUUUCUAUCCCCUGUUCCUAUAGUGGCUUACUCCUACGUUGUGACUCUAGCAUUCAAGAAUCAAGUGACUGCAAAUAAUUUCAUCUUUAUUUUCAACUUUGUCGUUUGAGGAGUAUGACCCUUCAUUGCUAAUAAUUAUUCGAUUCAGGAGGAAGAUUGGGUUUAUAGAAUAGCAAUGACAUGGACAUUGAGAAUAUUUCCUUCCUAUUGUCUCAUUGACGGUGUGGACAAUCUACUUCUGAAGGAAUACAUUGGGUAUUACAAUAAUCUAGACAAAUCUCCCUCUGCGUUUUCGGCGAGAGUAGCUGGGCCAGAUCUUUUGUUUCUCCUCUUUCACUUCUUUUUCUGGAUAAUUUUACUGUACAUGAUUCAGAGGAAAUCUUGGAAAUGCAACUGUAAAAGGAACAACAAGAAGGUAAUCUUAAAGCCAAGGUAUAAAUCAAGAGAUGUGGAAAUAAUCAAUGAACAGAAUAGAGUCCAUAAGAUACCUUCAGAUUCCCUUGCAGUAAAAUUUGAUAAGUGCCAGGCAAUUAUUAAUCAGAAAGUUCUCCUAAAUGAAAUCUCUCUUGCUGUCGGUCAUGGUGAUUGUUAUUGUCUUCUAGGAAUAAAUGGGGCUGGCAAAUCGAUUACUCUUAAAAUGCUGGUUGGCCAAACCCCUAUCGCAUCAGGGAAGUGCUACGUUGAAGGGUAUAAUAUCAAGCAUGAAUUGAUGAAGGUAAGAAAUAAAAUUGGUUACUGCCCUCAAUCAAAUCCAAUCUUCGAAUCCUUCACGGUCUCAGAACACCUAGAAUAUUAUGCAAAGUUAAAAGGAAUCCCUAAAGAAUUCCUAAAGAAGUCGAUUAAAGACAUAAUGAGAGGUCUAAACUUGGACUUGUAUAAGCACAAAAGAGCAUGGAAAUUAUCAGAGGGAAACAAACGUAAACUUUCUGUAGCAAUUGCUUUAAUAGGAGGACCUCCGGUCCUCCUCCUGGAUGAACCCUCAUCAGGAAUGGACCCACAGUCUAAACGAUUAAUGUGGGAGAUUAUCACCCAGAUCAAUAACGGAGAUGAGAAAGCAUCUGUCAUUUUUACAACACAUUCUAUGGAAGAAGCUGAAACAUUAUCAACUAAUAUGGGAAUCUUGGUUGACGGCCAGAUCAAAUGCUUUGGCUCUAAGCAAGAUAUUAAGGAAAAGUUCAGGACAGAGUACCAAAUCGAGGUCAGAUACAACGAACUUACAGACAUUGAGGUAGAUGAGCUAAUAGAGAUUCAUAAAAUCAUGGACUAUCUUGAAAAAUACUGCUCUAAUCUGUACAAGACAGUCGAUGAUAAUCAGCGCUCACUACAGAUUACUGAUGAAGCUUGCAGAGGUAUAUUGGCAAAAAUCUUCGAGAAUGAUUUUGCAGAGCAAGAGUUUACAACAAAAGGACUUGGUCGAGAAAUCAGGUUCUUGCUGGAGGAUAACAAGUAUUACUCUCUUUAUUCAUUGAUCAGGUGGCAAGAUUAUAUGUUUAAAGUCAAAAAGAGCAUUGAUUACUUUGUUCAGAGGUUUGGAGAAACUUCUCUAGUAGAAGAGGUCCUUCCAAAAUGUAGAUUUAGGAUUCCCAGGAUGGGGAAGCCUAUCGGAUAUUUCUUUAAUUUGAUGGAACAAGAGAAAGAGAAUCUGGAAAUCUCAGAAUACUCUAUCUCACAAGCUAACCUAGAACAGAUCUUUAGCAUCUAUGCAGGAAAGAGAAGCGUCAAAUAUGUCGGCAAACGUUACAGAUCUAGCCAACUCGACAGAAAAUCUCCCAGUUUUCCCAAAGAAGAGUUCAAAAAGGAAAAAUCUGCUGAUUUUGAAGCUGGGUUUUUAGAAACCCCCUAACUUCGAUUCAGCAAAACUUAUUUUGAAUAUUAUUUUAUUUCAC
Molecule: messenger RNA, 5382 nt
Organism: Moneuplotes crassus
Lineage: Eukaryota; Ciliophora; Spirotrichea; Euplotida; Euplotidae
Source: the annotation of a GenBank genome assembly